Molecule: messenger RNA, 444 nt
Organism: Danaus chrysippus (African queen)
Lineage: Eukaryota; Metazoa; Arthropoda; Insecta; Lepidoptera; Nymphalidae
Source: the annotation of a GenBank genome assembly
AUGGUCCAUUGCGUUGCGUCUCUUCCGCGUCGACAAAUAUACCUACAUACGCAACUCGUCUUAAUUGCGACCCAACUGGACCGCAGUGGUAGAUGUUUUGUGAGCUCCAUAACGGCCAGCGAGUGUCUCGUCUGCGAAAUGUUUGCUUUAAUUAUUAUUGGAAUGGAGGGUAAUUCUCUGUGGUUUUGUUCGGCUAGACUUGGCGAUGUUCCGAAAUGGGUAGCGAUGCAAAUUGCCUUGGCGGUCGCCCAACGCGGCGCUAUCAGCCCGGUAGCUUACAGUAACACCUUACUCGUACAGAUGACUCUUGACCUGUUGCUGUUUUUAAUAUAUAGAAAUGUAAUCAAAUAUGAAGUAACAUACGAAGCACUAAUGGCAUACUAUACUCCGUAUCGAGCCACUUUAAAAUUAUGCUCUAGUUUGGAAUCAGAGAAGCGUAAAUGA